AGCAGCAACAGCCCAGCUGCCGCCACCAUGUCCCUGCAGGCUGAUUUUGACAUGGUCACAGAAGAUGUGAGGAAGCUGAAAACAAGACCAGAUGAUGAAGAAGUGAAAGAACUGUAUGGGCUUUACAAACAAGCUGUAAUUGGAAACAUUAAUAUUGAGUGUUCAGAAAUGCUAAAAUUAAAAGGCAAGGCCAAAUGGGAAGCACAGAACCCCCAAAAAGGAUUGUCAGAGGAAGAUAUGAUGAGUGCCUUUAUUUCUAAAGCCGAAGAGCUGAUAGAAAAAUAUGGAAUUUAG
Molecule: messenger RNA, 294 nt
Organism: Gorilla gorilla gorilla (western lowland gorilla)
Lineage: Eukaryota; Metazoa; Chordata; Mammalia; Primates; Hominidae
Product: acyl-CoA-binding domain-containing protein 7-like
Exons: 1
Coding region: 28-294 (88 amino acids)
Biological process (GO): fatty acid metabolic process
Molecular function (GO): fatty-acyl-CoA binding
Source: RefSeq, a predicted model, not a curated record